Molecule: messenger RNA, 4137 nt
Organism: Seminavis robusta
Lineage: Eukaryota; Bacillariophyta; Bacillariophyceae; Naviculales; Naviculaceae
Source: the annotation of a GenBank genome assembly
CAACGUAUGAGCACGAAGAGUUUCUGUGACUACUAAGCGGAAGAUCAUCAGAUAAAUCUUUGAUCCAUGGCUGGAGUGUGCCGUGUCGUCUGGCACCAAAUGCUGGAUGUCGAAGCAGCACCUGGCGUGCGUCUGGCUCAUCGUCGUGUCCUCCCUUUGAUCUCCCAUAAAUUCUGCCACUUUCUGUGUAUCACGCUAUUACUGUUGAUUGCUGGAGUUAGCUUUUGACCAGUGUUGUUGGUUCCUUGUUAUCUUCCUUUGUGGCCUCAAGCAUGAAGACCUGUUUCAUUCUUUGGUUCGUCGGGGCCAUGGGUUGUGCUAGCCCAACCUUUGCAGAAACAAACCUACUUGACAUGGGUAAUGACCUCAAAAUUGAGGGUCUCAAUGUUGCCGACCUGAAGCAGGUUACAGUGGAGCUACCACGUCUCGAUGAUGGCAAGGGUGGCGUCCAGGAGUACUCGACUGCCAUCUAUGAAGUGAUGGAGGGCAUUAAUGAUGUUAAGAAAAUUUUGCAGGUGCAAAAGAGCCUGUCAGUGGAAAAAUCCACCAUGGAGGAUCAAAUGAAUGAGUUUGCCAGUGCCACCAUGAUGCUCCAGAAAGCUGUCCAUGACCUCCAACAAACACCAGAGUCUGAGAUGGCAUCAGCUGAGCUCCAGAUGCUCAUGCAACAGGUUUCUCGUGAGCUAGAAAAGGCACAAACAGUAGCAAUUGAUGCAAAGGAAGCCACCAUCAAGGCCAGUGCUCAACGUCGCUUGUUUGACGAGGAAGCUAGCUACAACGAUAGCACUGGCAGCUACAGUGGGAGUUUGACCUCACAGAUUCCAAAGAAAUAUCGUACUCAUUCCAAGCUUCGCCGUCAUUUUCACAUUCAUGACAAGAUUGCCAAGGGAGACCACACCCAUUUGGAUCACAUACUUGAACGCUUGUCACCAAGCUAUGCCAUGCAUGGCCGUAGACUGGAAAAUAACACUGCUGAAACCAUGAAAGAAACCUGUGAAAAAACUGUUUCCUGUGUGAAAGAGUUCUCUCUCUAUGACUUCGUUGCACACUUUUAUGGUGACUAUGUCAAUGAUGAGGGAGAGAUUGAUGACAAAAAGAUGCCAAAACAGUCUAAUAAUUUUGACUUCUUCACGAAGUUGGAGAGUGUCAGGGAUGCUGUGAAGGCAAUUGAUGACAAUGGCCUGAAUCAGACCAACUGUGCCACCUUUUUGAGAGAGAUGCACCAAUCUGAGAUGGUAGAGCUCUACAAUAAAACUUACUAUGACCAGUACAAAGGUCCAACCUGGCGGGAAAUUUGUUCGGCCGAGGGCACAGCAAAGUACAUAAAGCUGGAACAAAUCAAGAAGCAUGUUGGGUCUAAUGUGGCAUACCACUUGUUCGAGGACAUGUCUUUGUGUGCUAACACUAUAGGAGAUCCUGUCCUAUUUGACAAGAAAGGCCUAGCUCGUGUUCCAAUCCAACCAAAAGUUGACUCAAGUGCUGCUUCAGAUUUGAAGAACUUUGACAAAUAUGGUCAGCCCAACUUUCCAAUCCAAGUUGAAUCAUUCUUCAAGUUUGAAUCAAUUGACAUCAUUAACAAUGAGUACUUUGUGGGAGAGUGCUACAACAAGACCAAUGCCUACUUCAAGGAAAUCUUGGAAAAAAGUAACUUCAACAUCACAAACACAGGUGCUCUGAAGAGGACUUACCCAGAAAAGAUAGUUUGGGAUUGUGAUUGGAUUUCAGCUGUUGGCAAUGGCUACAGCAACUGGGAUUGCACAGUGAAAAUCGAUGAAAAGGACCUCUGUGGGAAAGUGAAAUUUGUAAACAAUGUGCACCCUUCUACAGGAGUUGCAGAUGGUGAUGGGAUCAAGACGCAGAGCAUCAAGAGCUCCAUCUAUGAGUUGGGGAGCUUUGACAUGGAUGAUGCAGUUACCCUGCUGCUAGGUCCAAAGACCAGUGUUGGGUUGGUGUGUGCCUAUGCAGAGACCAAGAAGGAUGCCCCUGGCUACUGCUGCCUGGAUCAACCUUGGGAACGAGAGGGAAAGCUGUUUGGAACAAGUUUUGAAUGCAGAGAAACUGAAUCAGCAUGCCAACAUGUGGCCAAGGGCCUUGGUGGGUUUUCAAAGGAGUCGUGUGCAGUGUACUCCGGAACCUACUGCUCAAAGCCCACUGACUGUAGUCUCUUGAAACAGUGUGUUGCAGAUGAAGUUCAAUGGGCAAGAGAAAACAACAAGACUACAUACAAAGGGUUUUUGUUAGACGCCCCAGACCUGAAGGAUGUCACUAGUGUUGAUGAAUGUGGAAGAUUCAAGGAGUAUUUUGGGGCAGAAUCAAGAGAUCCUGACCUGUAUGGAGUGUGCGAGGAUAUCCAGUACCUCAGGUACAAUACAAAUUUUGAAGCUCUAGAUGCAAACAAACCUAAAGUUGCUCAAUUGGCAGAGUUGCCAAAAGGAACAGCACUGGUGGCACCGACAGAGCCUGAAAAUGGAGAUGACUACUUCAACACUUGGAUUCGAAGCAUUCUUGCCCUGGAAACAAUUACCAAUACUGCUUCAAAGGUUUGGGAGGCAAUCAAGGAAGCCAAAGUGACCUGUGAGGCCAUGCCUUUUGAUUUCUUGAAGAUACCCUGCUUAAUUGCUUGGUACGUCUUGGUAGUCAUUUCCUUUUUGUCCUAUUGGCUUGGUGAGCAGGCCGUGGCAAUAGCCAAUCAACAAUAUGGCAAUGCACAGAUUAGUGACAGGCAGAUGUAUGUGAUUUUGGAAAACACCAAAGUGCUCUACAAAAAUAUGAAAGCUGUUGAUGACAAUGUGGCUGCUAAAACAGGUGGCCUUCAGGCUAGCUUGACUACAGUUAAUACUGAAGUUGGCAAGAUCCAAACGGAGUUGGCAGCUGUCUACAAGCUCAUCAAAAGUGGCUCUAGUGGGUCAAGACGAAAGCUUGGAACCAGCCUUUUGGAGACUGACAUGACUGAAGGCCUCGACAGUUUUGACAGCCAAGAAGUCUAUGUCCCUCCUUCUCUUGGUUGGGAGAAAGACCAGGAGACGCAAAGACUCAGUGUUCCUGGUAAAGUCUUUCAGUCUACUGAUCAAGCAAUCCAAUUCCUUCACAGCUCUCUAAGUUUACAAGAAGAUGGGACCAAGCUGGAUAUCAAGGAGGUUGAUGUUACAAGUUGUGAGGCAGUCUUUGAUGUCCUGCCCACUAAGGAAGAAUCUGUGGGCAAUGCCACUUCAGUCAAAGCUGCAGUGGACAGCAAAGCACCCGCUGUGAGCUGUGGCUUCUUCCUGGAUUCCUCUGUUGCUUCUGUAUCCCAUGAUGGCAAGACCCUUCUGCUGUCUGAUCAAGGGACUGGUGGUCUCUUGGAUAGCAGCUUUUCUUACGCUGUUCAGGAUGACUGCUCCAAAUCUGUUGAUGUUGAUGUAACUGUCGUCACUAACCAAUGGGAUGAGAAGACUAGCUGUGUUUUGGUGGAAUCAGAUUCGGAUGAGGCCAAUAUUCUGGUUGCCCCAACAACGUGCAAGAGCAGAGACAGCCUUUGCUACUCCAGCUCUAGUACCAAUGAGCGCCUGUAUGAGAUUCGUGUUACUGCAACCGAUGCCUCUGGGUUGGUGGGAAGAGAUACCUGCCACAUUGUGGUGUUGCCCUCGGAUAGUGUGGAGCACAAAGAGGCACUCUCCAGCAUAAAGACAUCUAUUCGUGGUGCUGGGCCGGACAAAGUAGCUGAGCUCCUUGCCUCAUCUGCCUCUACAAAGAAAUUCAAGGUUGGCAGUCUCCAGGUUACAAAGGAAGGAGAGAGCUUGUGAAGUGCUUUGAGUGAGUCUGGAUGUAGUACCAGAAGAGGCAAUGCCAAGAUGAAAGCAAAUCCAAAGGAAAACGAGACAAGAGCAAGAUGAAAACAAGAACGAAAACAAGAACGCCGAACCCACCCAUCCAUUGCCAGGCCUGACAUGGCGGAACCAGGGAGGCGGAUUUAGUAUAUGAUUACAUGCAAUACAUGUUUAGGAGAAAACCAAGACGAGAUGCCAAUGAUGAAAGUCGAAAGAUCAAGUUGAUGUUGGAAUUCAAACAAAACCGCAAUAAUGGGCAGAAACAAGCCCCCGAUCACAGCAAUAGGCGUGAUUAAGUAAUACAUAAUAGCAAUACGAAUAAUGGACUCAU